Messenger RNA from Camellia sinensis, 1820 nucleotides. Its product is annotated as Pectin lyase-like superfamily protein. The record is from RefSeq and is a predicted model, not a curated record. Gene Ontology annotation, molecular function: polygalacturonase activity. NCBI's taxonomy places the organism in Eukaryota, Viridiplantae, Streptophyta, Magnoliopsida, Ericales, Theaceae. Gene Ontology annotation, biological process: carbohydrate metabolic process.
UAACUUCCUCACUACCCUGCUUUAAAACAGAGUGCCACCUGAGAAGAAUAGACAUAAUCUCUGCUCCACAAAGAUUUUCUGAGAAAGGAAAAUAAAGGGCUACAGAGAGAUGAAGAGAGCCAAAAAACCAUCUCCUCCAGUUAUUCUUUUUUUCUUAGUUAUUUUCCUUUUCACAUUUUCAAUUAUUUCUGUCGAGUCGAGAAAGAACCAAGAGAGGAAGAGCAGGGCUCAUAAGCAGAGGAAACAGAGGAAUGACAAUGGCCCGGACAGUGCAAACUUCCCAGGCCCUGCAAUUUUUGAUGUUUUUUCCUUUGGAGCUAAAGGUGAUGGAGUAUCCGAUGAUUCAAAGGCACUUCUAGCAGCAUGGAAAGCUGCCUGCAAGAUACCGGGGGCUACUGUGAAAAUUCCAUCGGGUUUCGAGUUUCUGAUCAAACCCAUAACACUGCAAGGCCCAUGUACGCCACACCUUGUUCUUCGGAUAGAUGGAACUCUCUUGGCUCUUCCAAAAGUAGGGUCAUGGCCAAAAUCCAGUUGGUUUCAAUGGAUAAAUUUCAAAUGGGUCCAAAACCUCUCCAUCCAAGGUACCGGUAUUGUUGACGGUCAGGGCUCUAAUUGGUGGAGUUCUUCUCAGACCGAUUACAUUCAGAAGAGAUCCAAACACAUUCCAGAUGUCAAACCAACUGCAUUGAGAUUUUACGACAGCUCUAAUGUCACAGUUCGUGACAUUAGAAUCAUAAAUAGUCCUCAAUGCCACUUGAAAUUUGAUAACUCUGGUGGGGUGAAGAUCGACAACAUAACAAUCUCUGCACCCAAAAACAGCCCAAACACUGAUGGAAUUCACCUCCAAAACACCCAAGAUGUCGAAAUCCAACAUUCCAACAUUGGAUGCGGCGAUGAUUGUGUAUCAAUACAGACUGGCUGCUCUAAUAUUCACGUUCAUCACAUAAACUGUGGCCCUGGACAUGGCACAAGUUUAGGGGGAUUGGGGAAAGAUAAAAGUGUUGCCUGUGUAUCCGAUAUCGUUGUGGAAAACAUCUUUAUGCAAAACACUCUAUCCGGAGUAAGAAUCAAGACAUGGCAGGGAGGUAUAGGAUCUGUCAAAAAUGUAACAUUUUCCAACAUUCAAGUCGAAGAUGUUAAGGUUCCAAUCAUGAUCGAUCAGUACUACUGCGACAACAAUUUCUGCAAAAACCAGACAGGAGCAGUGGCAAUACGUGGCAUAAAAUUUGAUCAGAUAAUCGGAACUUAUUCAGUGCAGCCCAUUCAUCUUGCUUGCAGCAACGAAAUUCCAUGCACGGAUGUUGAUCUGAUCAAUAUUCAGCUGAAGGCAUCGUCCUCAAAGGGAUAUGGUGGAUUUGAACAAGCUCUGUGUUUUAAUUCCUAUGGGAAAUCGCAAGCUCCACUUGUUCCAUCAAGCAUGGACUAUUGCUUGAGGGGUGGUGGUUCUGUCAAGAGAACUGCAAGUUCACAUGAGAAUAUUUGUUAGCAAAUUUGUAUAAUUUAGCUGUUCCAUAACAUGUAGUAUUUUUUUUUUGUACGCUGUAUUUGGUUGGAGGAUUUGGGAGAUAGAUUUGAAAAAUAAAAAAGAAAAGAUAAGUAAAAUGUGAAUAAAAUAUAUCUAUAUUUCACUUAGUUUUACACACUUUUUCUCUUUUCCUUUCUAAAUUUUUCUCCAAAUCUCCCAACCAAACACAGUUAAUGUUUUUAUGCUUCCCUUUUCUGCAAUGUUUUUACUGUGGGAAGGUGAUAAAUUAAUUUGGUUUGUUAAUAGUACAAUGUGACUCUUGCUGAUUUUUAAGCUUUCUUGCCAAUGCCAUGAA